This is a messenger RNA of Populus euphratica (Euphrates poplar), 2369 nucleotides long. RefSeq lists its product as uncharacterized. NCBI's taxonomy places the organism in Eukaryota, Viridiplantae, Streptophyta, Magnoliopsida, Malpighiales, Salicaceae. Bases 216 to 2201 code for a protein of 661 amino acids. The record is from RefSeq and is a predicted model, not a curated record. Gene Ontology annotation, molecular function: oxygen binding; heme binding. The transcript has 12 exons.
UAGUGGAAAGCAAAAGAAAAGAAAGAGAAACAGGGAUCUAUCUCUUCAGAAAGCACCAGGAUCACUUGCGCAACGCAGAAUGGCCCAAACCCAGCACCCCUUUUUGGCGCUUCUGCCACAUAUAACAAAACCCUUGAAAAAUAAAAUAUCACCUACAAACCCCGAGCUUCUUUACUCUUUUCAGUGCCAACAAAACCCACGUAGAGAAAACAAAAAUGGAAGAUGAGGGAAUUGAAGCAGUGUUGGCUAAAGCUACAGACUUGAGAUUAAAAAUCAGUAAUUGCAUUCAGAAAGCAACCACCAACAACAUUUCCAACAGCAUAAAGAAUCAAUCUUUUGAAGAAGAUAAGCAAGAGAGUGACGGUCUUGAAGAGAAAGGGGAGAAGAGAAAGAGUCAUAAUAAUUCGGAGUUUCUUGAUGGGGUUUUAUUGAGUGAAGCAGAGGAAGGAGAUGAUGAUGAGACCGUGAGGCUUUUGCAUAUCCGUGAUGCUCUUGAGUCCCUUGAGAACCAGCUCUCUAACUUGCAGGCUUUGCAGCAGCAGCAACGUUAUGAAAAAGAAGUUGCCCUUGGUGAGAUUGAACAUAGCCGCAAGAUAUUAUUGGAUAAGCUUAAGGAGUACAAAGGGGAAGACUUGGAAGUAAUAAAGGAAGCCUCUGCAUUUGCUGGGGAAACUGUGGAGCAUAAUAAUGAUCUCUUGCUUCCUCCAUAUCCUAGCCGCUUUCCACAGUCCUUGAUUUUAAACAAUCACCAUCUUUCGCACUUUCAUUCCACACACAAGUCCAAUGGGAUAAUAAAUGGUGAAGCAAAGAGGUAUCAGGACGAGUCAGAAAGCAAUCAGGUACCAACUGCAUCCAACUCAAGAAAAGGGUUGGGGCACAUCAUCAGUACAACAGCCAAGACUGUGAUUAGCCUUGUUGGUGUAAUAUCAGUGUUAAGCUUGGCUGGUUUUGGACCUGGCAUUGGAAAGAAAAAUGUUACUCUCAAGGUUUUGGGCUUGUGUCGGCAACCAGCAGCUGAUGAGAGGAAACAAAGUGUUCAAUGCCCACCUGGGAGAAUCCUGGUACGGCAACAUGGGGAAGUUCGCUGCGUCGUGAAAGAAAGGGUGGCAGUUCCUUUUAAUUCAGUGGUUGGAAAGCCUGAUGUAAAUUAUGGAAGUGGAUAUAUUCACGAUACUCGCAAGUGGUGCCGGAAAGUUUUGGCCACUAUUAACUAUGGUUUCUCUUUGAAGGCCUCUCACAGGGAUUUGGAAAGGAGUGUAAGAUUAGAAGUUGGUGCAUUUAGUGAAGAGCAACAGGCUCUGAUGGUCAAAUCAUGGAAUUCCAUGAAGAACAAUGCUGGAGAAUGGGGCCUGAAGUUCUUCUGCGAACUUACUUUAAUACCAAAUUCAGAAGUUCCUCUGGAGCAGAAUCCAAAGCUUAAACCUCAUGCCGUGACUGUCUUUGUUAUGACCUCUGAAUCAGCAGCGCAACUCCGGAAGGCUGGCAAAGUCACUGUCAAAGAGUCCAGUCUGAAAGAUUUAGGAGCUACUCAUUUGAAAUACGGGUUUGUCGAUGAACAUUUUGAGCUUGUUCUUCUUCCAAAUGCCAUAGUUGCUGAUGACACUGCCAUAGAAGUAAUGCCGACUACACUGUUACAAAGCUAUCCAAGAUGGGCUCAGAACACCAAUCCCAUUUUUAUAAAAUCACCAACCUGUCACAUUCUAAAACACCGGGCCACUAUGUGUUCCUCGGAGUUCAAGGGUUUCACAGAAGAACAAGAAGCUCUUGUUGUGAAGUCAUGGAGUGCAAUGAAGAAGAAUGCUUCAGAAUUGGGUCUUAAAUUCUUCUUGAAGAUAUUUGAAAUUGCUCCAUCAGCACAGAAACUGUUCCCAUUCCUGAGAGACUCAAGCGUUCCUGUCGAGCAGAAUCCAAAACUCAAGCCCCAUGCCAUGUCUGUCUUUAUCAUGACUUGUGAAUCUGCUGUGCAGCUAAGGAAAGCUGGGAAAGUAACAGUGAGAGAGUCCAGCUUGAAAAAAUUAGGAGCUGUCCACUUCAAAUAUGGUGUGGUUGAUGAACAUUAUGAGGUAACAAAGUUUGCCUUAUUGGAGACAAUUAAGGAAGCUGUACCUGAAAUGUGGUCACCAGAUAUGAAGAAAGCAUGGGGAGAGGCUUACGAUCAGCUAGUUGCUGCUAUCAAGACAGAAAUGAAGCCCCCUUCCUAGGUUUCUUGAAUGAAUUAAACUUUGCAAAAUUAAGCAUGUGUGUUAUGCUAAUCUUUGUUUACUAAUCCGGGUGUCUGGGAAUGUUUGCUCAUCAUGUAUUUACUAGAGUUUGGCCCGCGCUCGGCAGCGGGUAUGUUUGAAUAAAACUUAUCAUAUUUUCAUAAUCGU